AUGACACAGCCUCCGCGACGACCCACCGCGACCGCCGAGCCAGUCUUCCUCGGCGCCACAUCCAUCCCAAGUCCAUGGCCCGAGCCGGCCACCAACAUCCCCGUCUUUCGGCACCCGCCUCCCCCGCCGCCGCCGCAGAAGCACCCGCACGGGAAGCACCGGUCCCGCCCCGCCCGCCUCAUGCGUUCGGUGCGCGCCGCAUUCCGUUCGUUCCCAAUUCUCCCGGCACCGUCCUGCCGUGGGAUGCCGUCGCUGCCCCACCUCCCGAGCCUCAACGGUGCCAGCCUCGUCAGGAACCAGUUCCAUGGCUCUACGCGCACCACGGGGACGCUGUACGGCCGCCGGCGGUCGCGCAUCACCAGCGCCUUCCACGACAACCCGGGAAGCCCGCCGGGAUUGCUGUUGGAGAUGUGCGUGCCGACGGCCAAGUUUAUCCAGGACGUCAGCGCGGCCGGCAUGGUGCGCGUCACGCUCGAGUGCGACAAGCAGCAGCAGUACCAGCAUCAGCACGCGGGCGAAGCGUCGCCGGCGCAACGGCAGCUUAUGGACGAGCCGACCUGGUCGGCGGAGGUGAACGGCGAGAGCGUGGGGCACGCGUCUCGGCGGGAGGCGACGGAGGAGGACGAGCGGGUGAUGCGGCUGCUGUACGCCACGUCCAUGGGCGCCGGCGUGCUGCCGGACGACGUGGCCGAGUAUGCCAACGGCGAGCUCACGUACAUGCGCGUGCACUUCGACCGCGUCGUGGGAUCCAAGGACUCUGAGACGUACUACGUGUACAAUCCCGAGGGCACCGCCACCGGGCCGGAGCUCACCAUCUUCUUCGUUAGGAAUUGA
Molecule: messenger RNA, 834 nt
Organism: Triticum turgidum subsp. durum (durum wheat)
Lineage: Eukaryota; Viridiplantae; Streptophyta; Magnoliopsida; Poales; Poaceae
Source: the annotation of a GenBank genome assembly